Molecule: messenger RNA, 1304 nt
Organism: Myotis lucifugus (little brown bat)
Lineage: Eukaryota; Metazoa; Chordata; Mammalia; Chiroptera; Vespertilionidae
Product: cytochrome b5 domain-containing protein 1
Exons: 2
Source: RefSeq, a predicted model, not a curated record
CCGACUGGGCCCAAUGAUUUCGGGAAGCCCUGGUGGCAGGGGACGCGCUAUGAAGUGGGUCGGCUGUCCGCCCAGACCCGGAACAUCCGGAUCAUUAACACACUCACGUCGCAGGAGCACACACUGGAGGUGGGGGCCCUAGAAUCAAUGUGGGAAAUCCUACACCGCUAUCUCCCCUAUAAUGCACAUGCUGCCAGCUACACAUGGAAAUAUGAAGGGAAGAACCUGAACAUGGAAUAUACCCUGGAAGAGAAUGGGAUCCUGGAUGAGGAGGAAGAAUUUGAUUAUCUCAAUAUGGACGGUACACUCCACACACCUGCAAUACUGCUCUACUUCAACGAUGACCUCACAGAGCUAUAGGAAAGGAGAUAUGUGCUUAUGUAGACUCAAGACAUAUUUUGAAUUUGGCUGUUUCUGUGCCCUGUAGGAAAAGAGAUGGGGUUGGGGUGGGGGAGUGCCUGGACCGAGACCUCCAUUCUACUCUGGGAAUUGACCUGUGGUUCCCAUGCCCUUAUGAAAGAUAAAGGCCCUAUUUCACAGGUCCAUUAUAAUUUACUCUGAGAAAAUUAGGGAGAAUAUUAGAAGUUAAUUUUUUAAAAUGAUACAAGAAGACAAAAUAUCUUGGACUAAGGAGAUGUAGAAGAGGAUAGAGUUCAGGUAGAACUUUUUUUAAAAUAUAUUUUUAUUGAUUUCAAAGAAGAAGGGAGAGGGAGAGAGAAACAUCCAUGAUGAGAGAAAAUCAUGGAUCGGCUGCCUUCUGCAAGUCCCCCACUGGGGAUCAAGCCCACAACCUGAGCAUGUGCCCUUGACAGGAAUCGAACCUGGGACCUUUCAGUUCGCAGGCCAAUGCUCUAUCCACUGAGCCAAACAGGCUAGGGCUCAGGUAGAACUUUUUGAUAAUAAGAGAAAGAGAAAUCCUAUACAGGGAUGAGGGAUGGAAUGACUUUUUUUUGGCAAUGAUGGAAAUGGGAUGGCUGCAGGAAGAUGGUGUUUACAAAGACAGGAAUAGGAAAUAUCUAUCAUUGGCCACACAAAACUGGCUAAUCUCCCUUCUGAAUAGUAUUUGCCAGCUGAAACCCAAGGGGAAGAAAGGAAGUGAAUGGUUACCAGGGAAUUCAUUCAGUUUAGAUAUUAUAUUAUGUGCUUUAUACACUGUUUAGUAUAACUACACAUUACCACUAUUUUACAGAUAAGUCUUUUGUAGUUUAGCAAGAUUUAAUAGAACUAAGGCCGUCUGGUUAGUCUUCAGGAGGUAAACCUAAGUCUGCUCAACGUCCUUGUUCUUUUCAUUGUAAAGGGAAUAU